Falco peregrinus (peregrine falcon) is the source of this 3632-nucleotide messenger RNA. RefSeq names its product NDRG family member 4 (gene NDRG4). Gene Ontology annotation, biological process: signal transduction; brain development; positive regulation of ERK1 and ERK2 cascade. Lineage: Eukaryota; Metazoa; Chordata; Aves; Falconiformes; Falconidae. The transcript has 17 exons. The record is from RefSeq and is a predicted model, not a curated record. Bases 127 to 1419 code for a protein of 430 amino acids. Gene Ontology annotation, cellular component: cytoplasm.
CUGCGCCGCCCUGCGCGCCUCGCACCGGCACCGGCUCCGGCUGCGCCCGCUCCCCGCGCCGGGGCCCGCCGCCCCGCCCGCCUCCCCGGCCCGCCCGCCGGUGGCGCCGGCACCCGCCGGCCCGGCAUGAAGGUGCUGCGGCACAAGAUCGAGCUGCUGACAGGGAGACCUGGGAGGCUCCCAGGGGCUGGGGCGGAGGAGACCGAGGCAGGACCUUCCCUGACAUCUCCCUUGCCCUGGGCAGGGCUGCUGCUGCAGGAGAUGACCAUGGCAGGGCUGCACGAGCUGCGCUUCACUGAAGAGAAGCCGCUGCUACGGGGCCAGGAUGCUGAGCUGGAGAACUCGGAUGUCUUCCUCUCCGCUGUGGACAUGGACUGGAAGGAACAUGACAUUGAGACCCCCUAUGGGCUGCUGCACGUGGUCAUCCGGGGCUCACCCAAGGGGAAUCGCCCGGCGAUCAUGACGUACCAUGAUGUGGGCCUCAACCACAAGCUUUGCUUCAACACCUUCUUCAACUUUGAGGACAUGCAGGAGAUCACAAAGCACUUUGUGGUGUGCCAUGUGGAUGCACCGGGCCAGCAGGCAGGAGCCUCGCAGUUCCCUCAGGGGUACCAGUACCCAUCCAUGGACCAGCUGGCUGCCAUGUUACCCAGCGUGGUGCAGCAUUUCGGGUUCAAGUAUGUGAUCGGGAUCGGUGUCGGGGCAGGAGCCUACGUGCUGGCCAAGUUUGCGCUUAUCUUCCCUGACCUGGUUGAAGGGCUGGUCCUCAUGAACAUCGAUCCCAAUGGCAAAGGCUGGAUUGACUGGGCAGCUUCCAAGAUCUCUGGCCUCACUAGCACACUGCCGGACAAUGUUCUGUCCCACCUGUUCAGCCAGGAAGAGCUGGUGAACAACACGGAGCUGGUGCAGAGUUACCGGCAGCAGAUCGGCAGCGUGGUGAACCAGUUCAACCUCCAGCUCUUCCUCAACAUGUACAACAGCCGCAGGGACCUGGACAUCAACCGGCCUGGGACUGUGCCCAAUGCCAAGACACUGAGCUGCCCCGUGAUGCUAGUGGUUGGAGACAACGCACCUGCUGAGGAGGGGGUGGUGGAGUGUAACUCCAAGCUGGAUCCUACCAACACCACCUUCCUGAAGAUGGCUGACUCUGGUGGGCUGCCCCAGGUCACACAGCCCGGCAAGCUGACGGAAGCCUUCAAGUACUUCCUGCAAGGCAUGGGCUACAUUGCCCACCUGAAGGAUCGGAGGCUGAGUGGAGGCACAGUGCCAUCCGCCAGCAUGACCCGCCUGGCACGCUCCCGCACGGCCUCCCUCACCAGCACCAGCUCAGUGGAUGGCACCCGCCCACGUGCCUGCACCCACUCGGAGAGCACCGAGGCCAUGGGGCAGAUCAACCACACCAUGGAGGUAUCGUGCUGAAGUCCACACCCACCGCCAGCGUCGCCUCCAGAGCCAUCUCUCAUCCGUCAGCAUCCCGCCAGCACCCACCCACCCACUCCGUGGACAUCCUCCACCAGGGCCCUCGCUCCUUUGGGGUUGGUUUGUCUCUGCCACUGGCCUCAUCCCCUUGUCUGGUACCGGAGGAGAGGGCCUUUGCUUCCCUGCCUCCCAGCUCCAGCUCCUGGCUUCCUCCAGCAGUCACACAUGGUUCUGUAUUGUUCCGCACCCUCCCUAGCAUCGACUUGCCCCUGGCUCGGGAGGGUGGGCCAGGAUGGGGAAAUAGGGGCAGGGUGGCAAGAUGGGGACAGGAUGGUGGGAUGAGGCAGGACAGCAGGACGUGAAGAGAACACAGGAGGUAGGUUGGUUCCUCCAAGGUCAACCGAUAGCUGGCUAAGCCAGGCGAAAGACAGGGACAGGGAGCAGCACUCACUGGGAGGUCACUGGGCCCUUCCUGGGGAUGCAGCUCCUGUUUCUCCCCACUGGCCCUCCCUGGGGAGAGCUAGUAUGGGAUCCUCCUGCAUGCCCAGGACCUGCUGCCCUGGAGCUGGCUGACCAUUGUGAGAAAUCACAGCCCAAACCGUCCCCUUGCCCUGGUCCUGUACCCUGAGGGCUGCCCUGGGGCAGGUGGAGGGGGUUCAGCCCUGGUCCAGAAGCCCUCAGGGCAGGAGGGUGGCAUGGGGGUUGUCCUGCUGCUGCCCCCACUCUCAGCCAUGGUGGCACCUCCUUGUUCCCUUGUCGCAAGAAGUACAAUCACCGCCUACCACCAAACACACACCGGGGGGGAUAGGGGGCCGUGUGCCCUGACUUGCUUGGUCCCUGCCACACCGGCAGCUCCAGCUCUUGGGCUGAGGCCACCAGGGCUCAGAAGCCACUGGGUUUGGGGAUGUCACAUGGCAAAUCCUCCUUUCAGUUUUGCCACAGCCUGUGGGUGUCACCACAGCGCAGCCAUUAGCAAUAAGAUGUGACACUCCCCCCCUGCAAUGCUGGGGAGCCCUCAGCACCCUCUGCCCUGCAGGGUGCAUCACUGCAAGGUGCUGGCAGUGUGGGGUGAGCCACCGGACAUGGGGAGCACCCAAGAAUCUGGCUUUGUCCACAGGCUGGCUUUGCCCACAGAGCUGGCCAGACCCACCAUGGCCACCCAAACCCACCCACACCCCCUCCAAGCCCAGCAUCUUGCCUGCACAUUGAGUGGGGCGUCUCUCAAGGGCUUGGGUGGGGGACAAAUCCAGCCAGCAGCUCCAGGUGGAUCCAGCCACAUGCUCGACAUGGAGAGCUGCGUCAUCACAUAACCCCACCAUCGUCCACCCCGCCUCAGCUGCUGCCCCUGGUCCACCCCGCGGGCAGCAGAACCCAGCUAGCUCCUCCUGCACCUGGGGUAAGAGGGCCCUUUGUGCUGACGGGUGCUCAGGUCUUUGUGGGUGGUCCGGGGGGGACCCACUGGGUGCCACCGUCUGGGCAAGCAGAAUCAGCCUGCUGGGAGCAGGUCCCACCCAGCCCUCCGAAAGCACUCGCUCUCCACUGACCCUGUCCCCACUCCCCAGUGAGGGCCACAGGGGUCCUGGGGCUCCCAGUGGGUAUACGAGGGCUUUUGGCCUGAGACCCAUGCCUUGCCCAGUCCCUCCCAUAUUGAAAUGGCCACCCCAAAAACACCAGUGUCCCCAUUUGUCCCCCACUUUGUCCUGCCAUGUGCUUCCUUCUCAGUGUGACUCUGAAAGCUAUGUAGCUCCUUUUUACUGUAGAUACCGCUGCAAUCUCUUGUUUUCUCAGUGUGUCUUUCCUAGAUAAUAUAUAUAUAUAAAUACCUAUACCUAAUAUAUAUAAGGGUUUGUCCAGUCCCUGACCUUUUUGGGUUCAUUCCCCUCAUCCUCAUCCACGCAGUGCCGUGUGGUUUCCCUGGAGGUAGUCUGGCUGUGCUCACCUUCAGUUCCUCAGCUUGGUUUUGUUGGUCAGUUUGGUUUUCCUUGGUGGUUUGUUCUUUUGAUUUUUGUUGGUUUUCCUUUUUUUCCCAGUCACAGCAGAAUUUAACGCAUUUUCCUGUCUGAGUGCAACCUGGUUUUGUCACAGCGGCAUCAAGGCCGCAGCACUCAAGAGAUGGCAAUAUGUAAACUGGAUUUAACUAACCUGUUGCUGUAGAGAGGAUUUACUCUGUUGGAAAAAAAACAAACAAACUAAUAAAGAUGUUAAGAACCUGC